Molecule: messenger RNA, 5883 nt
Organism: Spodoptera littoralis (African cotton leafworm)
Lineage: Eukaryota; Metazoa; Arthropoda; Insecta; Lepidoptera; Noctuidae
Source: the annotation of a GenBank genome assembly
AUGGCAGCGACAAGCAUAAGUGAGGACAGGCUGCAGUCGGGACACCGGCUGUCGCAUCCUCCGCCCGGAGACGAGGUCCUCAUCACAGGCGUGUCGGGAUACUUCCCCGACUCAGACUCCGUCAUACACCUGCAGGAAAACCUUUUUAAUAAGGUGGACUUAGUUAGCAAUGAUGCUCGUCGCUGGAAGCUGGUUCACUCUGAAAUCCCGCAUCGUACGGGCAAGAUCAACAACCUCAAUAAAUUUGAUGCGUCCUUCUUCGGUAUGAACCCCAAAGAACUCCGCGGUACAAAAGUCGGUGUGUUCAUUGGAACUUGCUUCUCCGAGUCAGAAAAAACAUGGUUCUACGAGAAAAUGCAGAUAAAUAGAUACGGUAUAAGUGGGUUGGGUUUAUUAUCUCCUGACGGUGCUUGCAAAAGUUUCGACAACAGUGCCAAUGGCUAUGUUCGUUCUGAAGCAAUUGUUAUUAUCUUUUUGCAGAAAGCUAAGGAUUCUAGAAGGGUUUACGCUCGGGUGGUUCACGGCAACACCAAUUGUGAUGGUUACAAAGAGCAUGGUACUAAAGUCGGUGAUCCUCAAGAGUUGCAGGCCAUUGAUGAGAUCUUCUGCGCCGGGCGCAGGGAUCCGCUAUUGAUCGGUUCCAUCAAGUCUAAUUUAGGACAUACUGAGCCAGCAUCUGGUCUCUGUUCUAUAGCCAAGAUGUGUAUUGCUUACAACACCGGCUACAUUCCUCCUAACAUUCAUUUUCAAACACCCCGUGAAGGAGUAGCAGCCCUGGCUGAGAAGAGGCUGGCAGUGGUCACUGACAAGACCGCUUGGGGCAGGGGUAUGUCAGGAGUCAACAGUUUCGGAUUUGGAGGCGCCAACGCUCAUGUUUUGCUGAAAGAUGUAGCUAGAGAAAAGGUUAACCACGGUCUACCUUCAGACAACUUACCUCGCCUCGCGUGCGUAUCAGGACGCACUAAGUCAGCAGUAGCUAGGAUCCUCGAUGAUUUGGAGUCCAGGAUAGUAGAUGUUGAUCACAUCCGUCUCCUGCAUGCUAUUCAUGAUAAAGACAUUGCAGGGCAUGAUUUUAGAGGAUAUACUGUGCUGGGUUCAACCUCUACCAAGAGCGUGUCUCUAGCGCGUGAGAUCCAGUACUUCUCAAGAGUACGACGUCCAGUGUGGUUUGUAUACUCAGGUAUGGGUUCCCAGUGGGCUGGUAUGGCCAAGGAGCUCAUCAAAAUACCCGUCUUUGCGAGCGCUAUUAAAAAGUGCCACAAAGCUCUAGAACCUAAAGGCAUCAACCUAACGAAGAUCAUCACUGAGAAUGACCCUAAAAUCUACGACAACAUCCUUAACUCCUUCAUUGGUAUCGCCGCUGUACAGAUCGGACUUACUGAUGUCUUGAAGACUAUUGGCAUUGAACCUGAUUACAUUAUUGGUUACAGUGUCGGUGAUUUUAGUUGUGCAUAUGCUGAUGGCUGUUUAACUGCAGAGGAAACUAUAUUAUCGACUUACAAUGAAGGUCUAGCAUUAAAGAAGAAAACUUUAAUCAAGUAUUCCAUGGCUGAUAUCGAUAUUGGAUACCAUCAGCAGGUGGUUAAGAAUUUCAAGAGAACACGUUCACAAAAGUGGGUGUCCACGCCAUUGCUGAACUCUCAAUAUAGAAGUACAAAGCUAUCUUCCAAAAGCCAUAAAGACGGUGUUAAGCAGAUCUUAGUACUCUUCGAGGAGACGUCUCGUCUGAUCCACUCUAACGCGAUCAUCAUCGAAAUCGCGCCCCACGGUGUGCUGCAAGCUAUCCUGCGCAGAUCUCUGAAGAAGGACGUCAUCAACAUUGCUUUGACACAAAAGGACCACCCGAACAAUGCCCAGGUUCUUUUCACUGCCAUCGGAAAAUUGUACAAGUCAGGUCUGAACCCACACCUUGCCAACAUCUAUCCACACGUGCCAUUCCCUGUGUCACAGGGUACGCCAAUGCUUGCCCACCUUGUUGAGUGGGACCACAGUGAGAACUGGUUUGUAACAUCGUUCAAAGAUGUGGACAAGAUGGAGAUUGGUGAGAGGACGGUUUUGAUGUCCAAGAAUGAUGAAUCUGAGUACAUGACUGGUUAUGUCAUUAAUGGUUGUAACUUAUACCCCGUCACGGGUUACCUGUUUUUGGUAUGGGAGACCCUCGGUAUGAUGAUGGGGGAACCCCACACUGAAGUAUCAGUAGUUUUCGAGAACGUGCGCUUCCAAAGAGCCACCAACAUUCCUAAGGAAAGUUCUCUGGAGUUUGCCAUCACAAUCCACAAGAAAAGUGGCAAUUUUGAGAUCUUAGAAUGUGGCGCUUCGAUUGUGACUGGUCGUAUCUACGCCAAGAAGAACGUCGGCCAAAACUUCAGGGUACUCCCAAACUUGCCAGAAGUCACUGGUCCCUCUAUCAAGCACUUGCUGACUAAAGACUUUUACAAAGAAUUGCGUCUCAGAGGAUACCAGUACAGCGGUCUAUUCCGUGGUGUCAUCGGUUGCAACGUUCAAUAUACUCGUGGACGUCUCUCUUGGGUCAACAACUGGGUCACUUUCUUGGACUGCAUGCUGCAGAUGAAGAUCAUCGGUCAAGAUACCAGAGGUAUCUUCGUACCUACCAGGAUUGAGAAACUGUCUAUUGAUGCUGCUAUGCACUAUAAUGCGACAUCAAAGAUGAAUUGUCACUCACACAUAAAGUCGUUCGAGGUUCGCGUAUACCCAGAUGUUAACGUUAUCAGGGCUGGUGGUGUUGAAAUCCAAGGACUACAUACUACGUCUGUAAUUAAAAGACAACCUCUGGAAGUACCAGUGUAUGAGAAGCACGAGUUUAUCCCCAACUUCGGAAAGUCUAAGAAGAUCGAAGAUAUCCUUCGCACAAACGUCCAGCUGGUUUUCGAGAACAUUCAAACACACAAAGUCAAAACUAUUGAGUUAGUCGAUGAAGAAUACAAAAAGAACGGUCUACAACCAAUCCUAGAAAAUGUUGGAAAAAUUCUUGCAGAUCUGCCUUUCGCUCUGGGCGACCUUUUGAUGAUUUCCAAAGACCCCUUUAAGGUUUCUUCAAACAUUACUGUUGAAAACAGAAAAUUGAUCGGAGAGAGUAAUGCAGUACUGUUCAUUGGUGCUAAUCUCCUUGGUAGACCUAGGGUUUUUCAACAAGCAGUCGAUACCCUUUGCGACAAAGCCUUCAUUAUGAGUCGCGAAAAGGAACAGCCCAACCUAAAGAAAUACUCCGACAAAUUUGACGUCGUAACAUUUAACGAUACCGGCUUUGAAUACUUGGUGCUCUUAAGAAAACGUGUAGGAGCCAGACCAGCCAAGUUUGUUAGAGUUUUGGCUGCUGAUAAUACUUUCUCGUGGGUGAACAGAAUCAAGAAGGAACUUAAACAAGGCCAAAAACUGGUCCUUUACGCCCAAGAUGAACAUAUCAACGGUCUUUUAGGAUUAGUGAACUGUUUGAGGAAGGAGCCUGGCGGUGAAAUUGUGCAUGGUCUCUUUAUUUCUGAUCCAUCUGCUCCUUCGUUCAACCCUUACCUGGAGUUUUACGAAGAACAGCUGAAUAAGGACUUGAUCUUCAACGUAUACAAGGACGGCCAAUGGGGCACUUACCGACACCUUCUUUUGAAAGACUUAGACACAGUACGCGCCAACCAUGCAUAUGUUAAUGCUCUUACCAUCGGAGAUCUUUCUUCACUGAAAUGGGUCGAAGGAACUAUCAGGGAAAACCAUGUCUAUAAGGAUAAAGAAAAAGUGCUAGUCCACAUCAUGUUAGGUAAGAUGAAACCCGGUGAAUCUAUCCUCAUUCACGACGGUUCUGGAGGAGUAGGUCAGGCCGCCAUCAAUGUGGCACUCCACUACGGCUGCGAGGUCUUCACAACCGUCAGUACCGUGGAAAAAAGAGCAUUCAUUAAGAAGCUGUUUCCACAACUUAAAGAUAGUCACAUUGGAAACUCCCGAGACACUUCCUUCGAAGACAUGAUCAGACGUGAGACCAACGGCAAGGGUGUCAACAUAGUGCUCAAUUCCUUGUCUGGUGACAAACUACAGGCGUCAGUACGUUGCCUGGCAUUCAGAGGUCAUUUCCUCGAGAUCGGCAAGUUCGACAUCAACAAUAAUACUGCCAUCGCCAUGUACUUUAUAUCAAAGGAAAUUACCUUCCGAGGCAUCACGUUGAACCAUAUCUUCAAUCAGGAUGUUAUGAUCAGGAAGCGCUUGCAAGAGCUGCUUCUGAGUGGCAUUAAUGAUGGUGCCGUCAAACCUCUGACUUACUGCACGUUUAAGGCCAACGAAGUGGAACAUGCCUUCCGUUACAUGGCUGCUGGCAAACACAUCGGAAAGGUGAUCGUCAAGAUUCGUGAAGAAGAGCCCAGCAGUCAUUCUAUCAGACCGGUUCCCAAACCCUUUGACGCUAUGCCAAGAUACAUUUGUCACGAAGACCACGUGUACGUUGUGGUUGGUGGACUCGGUGGCUUCGGUCUAGAGCUGGCUGACUGGCUCAUCAUGCGAGGUGGCAGGAAGAUCCUGCUCACGUCCCGCAGAGGUAUCACUAAUGGAUACCAGUCGUCGCGAUUGAGGGCCUGGGCAUCAUAUGGUGCUGAGGUUCAAUUUUCGACACACGACGUCUCAACUGAGUCUGGAUGCGAGAGAAUGCUUCUAAAGGCUCUUAACAUGGGACCUGUGCACGCUAUCUUCAAUUUGGCAGUCAUCCUGAGGGAUUCCAUAUUUGAGAACCAAACUUCCGAGGCCUUCAAAACGUCGUUCGCACCAAAGGCACUUGCUACUAUGAACUUGGACAAGCUGUCAAGGAAGCUGUGUCCAGAAUUAAAAGAUUUCGUGGUCUUUUCAUCCAUGUCCUGUGGUCGUGGUAACGCUGGACAGACAAACUACGGUUACUCCAACUCUGUGAUGGAGAGAAUUUGUGAAGAGAGGAAGAAGGUCGGUCUACCAGCUAUGACCAUACAAUGGGGAGCAGUUGCAGAUGUGGGUUUGGUAGCCGACACACAAGAAGAUGACGUCCAACUUGAGAUCGGAGGAACCCUCCAGCAGAGAAUAUCUUCCUGUCUGACUUCUCUCGAUAAGUUGAUGAAACAAAGCGCUCCUGUCGUGUCUUGUAUUGUAGUGGCUGAUAAGAAAGCUGGAAGCGUAGAAUGUGCCAAUGCAAUAGAUGCUGUUGCACAAAUAAUGGGUAUCAAAAAUUUGAAAUCGGUAUCGCAACAAACUUCUUUGGCGGAGAUGGGUAUGGACAGUAUGAUAGCUUUGGAGAUCAAAAAAACUUUGGAAACAGAUUUUGAGAUUUUCCUGAGAGUCUGCGAUAUUAAAAGUUUAACUUUCACCAGGUUGGAGAAGGAAGGUUUCAAGGGAACAGUAUUCUGUCUGGACGGUGCCCCUGACUUCCUCAACGCUCUCCUAACAAUGACUAUCAGCUUCAAGAACGACUUCCAACUGCAGAACAACUUGCUAUGUCACACCGUCGACAUCGUCGCCCCCAACAAUGACGUCACCAAGGGUCUGAUGGAGAAACUCAAUGAGAUCGAGUCUUACGAUGAAAGAGUGGCCUUGACCAUCAAGACAUCGCCAGUCCAGAGCAAGUACUCCGCCAAGUUCAUCGCAAACAUUGCCAGCGCUUCAUUCGACAGGCUGAAGACCAUCCUGGACUUCGACCCGAAGGCUUUCAGGAAGCUACAGUCUCCAAUCAUCCUCCUUCGUCCCAAAGAGAACCCGUCCUUCGUAGCUGUAGAAGAGAACUAUGGACUCGACAAGUACACAGAGAACAAUGUCACCGUACACUUCCUGGAGGGUAACCACGUCUCUAUCAUUGAGAACAAGGACUGUGCUAACAUCAUCAAUAGAGUUUUGGUUCAGAAUGGACCUUCAAUAAAAAAGAAGUAA